Molecule: messenger RNA, 5199 nt
Organism: Hypomesus transpacificus
Lineage: Eukaryota; Metazoa; Chordata; Actinopteri; Osmeriformes; Osmeridae
Product: nuclear receptor ROR-beta-like
Exons: 10
Coding region: 395-1813 (472 amino acids)
Biological process (GO): regulation of transcription by RNA polymerase II
Cellular component (GO): nucleus
Molecular function (GO): nuclear receptor activity; zinc ion binding; RNA polymerase II cis-regulatory region sequence-specific DNA binding
Source: RefSeq, a predicted model, not a curated record
GGGGCACGAGGCGGGCCGGUGAAACGCGAUCAUGUGAGAAUCCAUGCGCCGAAAGAAGGUUACAGAGCGCGAAAAAGACAGUGCACUCAAGUCAGCGAAAGAGGUGACAGCAAGACGAUUCAGCGACGUACUUUUAUUGCAAACAGCCCACUCUCACUCAGGGGAAUACUGGUGCAAGAGCUUACUUUAACUUACCGAAACAACAUCAGCAACAUCUUUCUUUCCUAGCCCAUUUGUUUUCGUCGACAAGUGUUAGUAUAAGCUACAUAUGAGUAUUUGUUGUUUUUACAGUUUUCAAAAGCUCCUUUUUGGAGCUAAAAACCCGUUAUCUUAUAUUUUUUUCUCAGUUUUAUUUUCAUAGAGUUGUAUGACUCGAAGAUAAAACAGCAACAUCAUGAGAGCUCAGAUUGAAGUGAUACCCUGUAAGAUCUGUGGAGACAAGUCCUCAGGAAUCCACUAUGGUGUCAUCACCUGUGAAGGCUGCAAGGGCUUCUUCCGACGCAGCCAGCAGAACAACGCCACUUACUCCUGCUCCCGCCAGAGGAACUGUCUGAUCGACCGAACCAACCGUAACCGAUGCCAACACUGCCGGCUGCAGAAGUGUCUGGCUCUGGGCAUGAGCCGCGAUGCCGUCAAGUUCGGCCGCAUGUCCAAGAAGCAGCGCGACAGCCUGUACGCAGAGGUGCAGAAGCACCAGCAGUCCCAGGAGCGGGCCUGCGCCGCUGCCCGCGAGGAGGCGUCCGAGCUGGGCUCCCACAGCCGAGCCUACAGCCGAGGCUCCAGCACCGCCUUCAGCGACCUGGACGACAUCACCACCCUGCCGGAAGGCCUGCUGUUCGACCUGCCCCUGACACCAGAGGGUGCCGGAGGGGAAUACUGCAACCUGAAGAUGCUGGGAGGCAGCGGGGGAAGCAGUUCCUCGUCUCAGAGCUCUCCCGAGCAGAGCGGCCUGGACUUUGGAGAUCGUCACGUCAAACACGAGUACCAGCUGCUGCACGAGUCGGGCAUCUUCGCCCACAACCUGCUCAACCCGCUGCCCGAGUGCUGCUCUCAGAUGGAGAUAGAGCGCAUCACCCAGAGUGUGUUGAAGUCCCAUGUGGAGACCAGCCAGUACAGCGCUGAGGAACUGAAGAGGCUGGCCUGGACGCUGUACUCCCAGGAGGAGACGCGCUCCUUCCAGACCAAGUCUGUGGACGUGAUGUGGCAGCAGUGUGCCCAUCACCUCACCAACGCCAUCCAGUACGUGGUGGAGUUCGCCAAGCGCAUCACCGGCUUCAUGGACCUCUGUCAGAACGACCAGAUCAUCCUGCUCAAAGCAGGCUGCUUGGAUGUCCUCCUCAUCCGCAUGUGUCGUUCCUACAACCCCAUCAACCACACUCUGCUCUUUGAUGGCAAGUUUGCAAGUGCUCAGCUCUUCAAGGCUCUCGGCUGUGACGACCUGGUGGGAGCCGUGUACGACCUGGCCAGGAGCCUGAGCCGCCUGCAGCUCUCUGAGGAGGAGAUGGCUCUGUUCAGUGCUGCCGUGCUGCUGUCACCAGACCGGGCCUGGCUGAGCGACACCCAGCAGGUCCAGAAGCUGCAGGAGAACAUGUACCUGGCUCUGCAGCACAGCCUUCAGAGAGGAGGCUGCUCCGAGGAGAAGCUCACCAAGAUGGUGUCCAAGAUGCCCAUGAUGAAGUCCAUCUGCAACCUGCACAUGGACAAGCUGGAGUUCUUCCGUCUCCUCCACCCAGAGACGGCCUGCAGCUUCCCCCCUCUCUACCGCGAGGUCUUCGGCAGCGAGAUCGCUUUCCCAGACUCCACCGAGGGCUAGUGGUCCCCCAUGGCACCAAGCCAUGAUUCGAUUCACACAGACAGAGAGGUUUACGGAUGAGGGACAGGGAGAGCGAGAGAAGCACAGUGAGAGAGAGAGGGAGCAGGAAGUGGCAAGAGGCAGAUGCAACCAGCAACUCAGUGACAAUCCUGCACGCUACACUUUAGCAGACACUACCACUCACCUCCGCUCUUUCACCUUUUGGCCCUCAGCCUCCCAUCCUGCCCUGCCGAGCAGCUUGAACUGCCUGGAGACACAGUCCCCUAGUUACUGAUUCAUGUCAUGAGGUGCUGGGCUCCAAGUGCACACUACCGAUUAUCUAUUUGGGGAGGAGUUGAGAAAAACCUUGUAAGAAAUGUUCUUGUGGUAAUUUAAAUAGUAAAAAAAAAAACUUUGUACGGACCUAAUCUUGAAGUGAGUUUGACUUCUCGAGUUUUCAAAGGUCCUAAUGUAAGCAAAUAGUGAAUGUAGUUCUCAGUCCUGUCGCCCCCUUAUCCCCUGCAAGGUCUGACACAGAAUGUACCCCCUGUCCUAGCCUCACUCUGGAGGAGUACGAUGGACGAGGCUUGUUUAAACGCUUUGUAAGCGAGGGGUGGUGAAAACCAACUGCAAUUUUUUUUCUUUUUUUAGUUUUGUACUUGUGGUGGUUUGGUAUCCAGGAAGUUAACAGUUGAAAGGGACCAAGAACAAAAAGAGAGAGCAGGGCGAGAGGGAUGAUGUGGCGAACUAAGACCUGAGGCGUCUUACCACCUCACAGGCACAACCUAUUGCAUCACAGGCACAACCUAUUGCAUCACAGGCACAACCUAUUGCAUCACAGGCACAAUCUAUUGCACAGCACUUAGAUGAGGAACCUAUACUGGCCUACUUGUGCAUUUGUACUCGCAGACAUUCAGACACUGAUCUAUUUUUUUUUUUUUUUUGAACAUGAUUUUCUUUUUUGGAGAUGCAAUCAAAGACCUCAACCCUUUGACAUUUUCCCCUUGCAAAUGCCACUUCGAGAAAGAGAGAGCAAAAAGAGGAAAGAAUCACAGAAGUAUUUUGAAAAGUAUUUUUUUCAAAUGUCACUAUAUGUAUACAUAGACUUAUAUUUACUCUUGUAACAAUUAGUUGUUUGGGGGACAGAGAGAGAGAGAAAGAGAGAAAAAGAGAGAGAGAGAAAAUAAGAGAGGGAGAGAAAGAAAAUAGUCUCAGGGUUCUCAAAGACUUCCUGACCACAUGGUUGGGUGAAAAGAAAAAGACAAUCGCUGCACAGUCUGAACCCUGAGGACAAUCAGCACCUAAGACGAAGACCAUGCUGAGGAAGCCCCGCCUCCAAGCCACAAGCCCCGCCUCCGAGCCACAAGCCCCGCCUCCGAGCCACAAAGACUCAGAGGCAGUGACGGGCGUAGAGGCAGGACGAUAACAGCCUCACCCAAGGAAAACCCAUCACUGCCAUCUCCAGAGCCCCACCCCUGGCCCCCACCCCCGUCGACGUCACCAAGGCAACGACCAUCCCUGCUGUGAUGGAGCCUGGCAGAGGCACAGGGGGAAGGAGCCUAGCAACCGAGGCUUGACAACCAACACACUGAGCAGAGACUCUCACUUGUGUGGAGGAAGAGGAUCCUGGAAUGUCUAACUGCAUGGGCCAGCAGUGGGCAGGGAUGCUGGUCAACACUCAAACAUACUUCUUACCUGUGGUGCUCAAUCCUUCUGCUUUCAUAUGAAACCUCAAACGGAUAGACUGAUAGAGGUGUUUGUGUCUGCCGUUCUCCUCACCCUCCAUAGUCGUACUACCUCACUUCCCCCCAGACUUACAGCACGUCUAAGAGGGUAGACAGUCCCUCACCAGCGAGCUCUGACAGCUAUGUGGACGUAGGGACACAGCACCACCACAGCCGCUGCGUUGCUCUUUACCGUGCAGUUUGAAGGACAUAGCUGAAAAAUAUUACAUCUAUUUUAUGCAAAUAUAUUUUUCCAUUCUGUUUGAUAAAACCUCAUAUGGAGAUUUCUGUUUUUACUGAAAUUCUGUUAAGACACUACAUAUUGUACACACAAGCGGGCAGGCAGAUAAAGAUACACAGACAACUAGACAAACAUACUGACAGAGAAACAUGAGAGAUCGAUUUGAAUUUUAUAAAUGAAGCCCUUCAACACUCAUAACACAAAGCUUGACCCUUCUACAGACCAGCUGCCGCGGAUAAAAAUAGAAUCAGUAGAGCUGAAGUUUAUUACAACCUUCUUUACCGCAAAGAGACAAUCACUCACAGGCCUUGGCUAUCCAGUUGUAUUUGAAGUGAUCCCAUGUUUCACUUGUUGCACUGCUGGGCCAGUGUGGGACUCCCUAUUGUAUAUAAGCUUCUGUUGUUUCUGUUUAGGGGGAUACAGGAUUUUAAUGGAUGCUCAAGGUCGAGUCAGAGUGGGACUGUGCAAUAAUGUCGUUCCCGUGUGUAGCUUGAGGGCGACAGCUACACCCUAAACUCAUCCAAGCCAGGUGACCCUGCAUACUCCCCCCACACACACUCUGACAGAUACAAACGCAUAUAUUCUCCCCCUCAGCGCUACACAAAGCCACAACACAACUACACGACAGGAGUCUGGUAUUAACUCGCACGUGUUUGACGACGGUUUGCGAGGCAGUGCAAAAUUGUACACAUGGUGUAAAUGCUUUGUGAAAGUCUUUAGAGCUUAGUAUGUAUUUGUAAAACAAAUAUUACAAAUUUUAAAAAACGUAGGUGAAACUGUGCAGCCUCUGGCCUGUUUUCUGGUGGUGUUCCGGUGGGGGGGCAGUCCUGUAGGGACUAAGCACUUUUACUUUUCCAGUCAGUUUCACUCAGGGAGAUAACUGGUCUCUCUGACCCAGUGUCUUUAGAUAGCCUAGCAGGGACAGAUGCACCCAACAGAAAACCUUAACCCAUCACUGUGUACAGUCUGUUCUUGUGAAUGUUGAGCACAGAAGUAUCCAAUAAUCUACCCCAGUUUGAUAUCAAUGUUAUUAUUGGGCGUUUGAGCAUUACGGAGUUCGUAGAAGAAAUAGCAUCUUUGAAUCUUUGGAUCGUGUGCUGGUUUUGUUGUGAUUUUUUGUCUGUUAAUUUCUAUCCUUUUUCUGUCAUGUUGUUUUUCUCAUCAGUUUAGUGUUCUUCUUUUCGUCUCGAAGAGUUGUAAUUCUAUUUUUUUUAAGAAUGUUUAUAUAAAUGCCUCCCUAAACAGUUUCUCUUUUGUCAUGAUCCCUUUGUCUAUUAUGUUCCCAUUCUAUUUUAAGAUCAUUAUUGAAAUCAAUAUAGAUUUUAAUAAGAUAUAAUUUAUUAUAUGUUAUGAAUAUAAAGACGUUAUUAACACAGUGAACAAUUGUACAUUGGGAAUACAAUGUGUGGAUUAAUGAAUGUAAUAAAGAUCGUUUUACAAUA